Gavialis gangeticus (Gharial) is the source of this 2642-nucleotide messenger RNA. RefSeq lists its product as uncharacterized. The transcript is spliced from 15 exons. The coding region runs from base 69 to 1409 and encodes 446 amino acids. Gene Ontology annotation, molecular function: protein binding. The record is from RefSeq and is a predicted model, not a curated record. NCBI's taxonomy places the organism in Eukaryota, Metazoa, Chordata, Crocodylia, Gavialidae.
GGCGGCGGGUGGUACGGCCCAGUGUGUCGCCGCGUGCUGGCGGAGGGCGCGGGCAGUGCGCUGGCGGCAUGACGGGCAGGGAGCCGCUGGUGGGCGCCCUGAAAGUGUGCAUCCUGAACCUGAAGGAGGGGAACAGCCCAUACACAGAUGCCUCGCCGCACCUCACCUCCUUCUGCGAGAUCCUGGAAAUGAUCCUUCGGAAAGGAAUGAAACAGCCAGUCUUGGGCUUCAGGAGACGGGAUUAUUGGCAUUGGCUAGAACAGCUUCCUCAGCAGGAUGCUGCCAGCAGGGUAACUCCCCUGUCCAUCAUAAUAGAGAGAGCCAGUUCCUGCAAGAAGGUGCUGACAGCGCAGGGACGAGGCCGGUAUUUCCUGCGCUUGGCUUUAAAUGGAAAGUUACUAGCGACUGCUGUUCGACAGCUGUCUCGGUCUCCUAAGCUGCCAGAGUUUUAUGAUCCUGUGACCUCAGUCCUGGGAAACGAAGAUUUCAUGGAGCCCUUCCUCUCACUGAUGCUGGUGGUGACAGAGAUGAAUUUCUCCUUGGAUCUGCAGAAUUCCAGUUUCUUGGAUGAAAGCUGGUUGCUGCCGGUGUGUGUAACCUAUGAAACAGUACCCUGCAGAGAACUGGGGAUGGUACUCAGGUACUUGGAAGGUCGGAUCUUUGUCAUAGAGAUGCUUCCUGAGAGCCAGGCGGUGGUGGACGAGGUGGUGCUGGCUGGUGAUGUCAUCGAUGAGAUCAAUGGUAUCUCACUGAGGAAUGCAUACAAUGGGCAGGCAGGGGCGGUGCUGCAGAAGCUGAAAGGCAAGCCGCUCCACUUCCGCUUAAUCCGGUGGAAGUGGCACGACGGAGGGAUGUAUAAACCCUUGUUGCCCUACCUGAAAGUCCUGAGGGAGAAAGUUUCCGGCUUCCAGCUCCAGUAUGAUCACAGAUGCAAAGAGAAGAAGGAGGACCGGUGCCUGCAGGGGGGCAGGCUGCUGUACAACCUGCACUACCUGGGCCAAGCCAAUGUAGGAAAGUAUGGCGGCAAAGAGGUGUUGGACCAGGGUAUACCCAUGGUGUUAGAACAGCACUUACCGCCCCAGGAAGUUUUAUUUGACGUGAAAGAAACCGAAGUCCUCAUACAAGAGAGAACUUCUUCCAAGGUUCUGCUCCACUACCCUUAUCCAGAGAUCUCCUGCGUGGGUCGGCGUUUGGACAACAGCAAUCUCUUUGCCUUCUGUGUUGCGGUUUCACCAGAGAUGCCUGAACAAAGUAUCUUUGCCUGCCUCGUGUUUGAAUCCAAUUCUCAGGAAGAAUGUGAAGAAAUCAUCAAGAGAAUCGGUAAGCCAAGGUUUUACUGCUUUAGAUAUCAGUUCAGCAAAGUUGAACGUGAAGAAUUUCCACCACUAUCUGCUACAUGCAGACACUGACUUCCACCGUGUUUUGCUGAGGUCUUAUUAGCUUGGGUACGUACAAUGGAAUAGUUUUUAAUGUCCACCAAAGAAACUUUUAGCACCUCCUAGAUAUACCAGGUAAUUUGAUUUUAGGAUGGAAGAUAUGCUGGUGUUUCACCAUCUCUAAAUCAGUGAUGUUCAAUGGUAUUUCAAAAGAUCAGUGUUUUAAAAGGUAUUUUUUCCAUUGGAAGGUCAGCCUCUUGCUUCAAGGUAUGACUAAAAGUAAGUUACAAAACAGCUGUAAAAAUUCUAAGGUUACUAUACCCAAAGAAAGUAUUUGAGGUGUUUCAUAGCUGAGAACCCAUUUUUAAUAUAUAAAUCUAUACAACACUCAUGAGGUAGGAAUACUUUUAUCCCCAUUUUACAGAUGGGGAGUUGAGGCACAGCAAGACAGUAAGACUUACCGAGGUCACACAGAGGAGGAUGUUCUGAAGCAGAAACUUAACUCUUGCAAGUCCUAAGAUAGUGCUCUAAACAUUGGCCCACCCUUAACAAUGGAAUAAAAUAGUCAAGAUGAUAAUAUUCUGUCUGCUUAACUUUUUGCACUUAAGACUCAAGUGGUUUAGCUUUGGAAGUCUGGAUGCAAGGAUGUUAUUCCCUAAUCAUCUUAGAUGUGUGGACAUUUCAGUUUGGUGCCCUUGCAAAAUAGCCAAGAUUCAGGGCGAGAGAGCAAGAUGGCUGCAACAGCUAUAAAGUCAACUGCUUUAUUUGUAAGAAAUGGUAGUGUACCCCAAACUAGUUUUACAGGAUGAGGCAAAGUGUGCAGGGGGUGCUGCUCUCAGUGUGGGGGUCAUCGGUAAUGCAUGCUUGUUCCCUUAGCUGCUGGAUUUAAACAUACUGAAUGGGUUGUCUGAUGAGAAGGGAAGUGAUGGCUCUAGCUAUGAGCUUCCUCCAGGCACGCCGCUGACCCAGAUUUGGAGCCUUCCUGACAGCCCAACUUUGUCAGCUGCUUGAGACUCUACCAACUCAGGUCUUAAGACUAAGAUGGUAUUUCUUACUGUUGCCCAUUGACUGGCUGUAGAGCUUUAUUUUUUAACUUUGUGGAAGGAAGUAUUUCAAAUACAUUGCAUCUUUGAGUCACUCUUAAAGCUGAUGCUGGAACCUGCACUUUUGUAUAUAAUCAUUUUGUUCUUAAAAUGCAAUCUCUUUUUUAUGGAGAGCUUUACUGAAAGCUUUCGAAGUUUGCUUGGAAUAAAUCAAGUGGAGAAU